AUGCGCAAAGCGCGUGACGGUUACGAACGUGAGGGCAUGCACUUGUAUACAACAGGAAACCGCGUGCAACUCUAUGCCGCUACUGCUGAUUACUUUUACGAUGUAGCUGAUGAUAUGCUCGAUGUCCGUCGUGGAGAUCUCGUGUACAUUGCAGGCUGGGGGACAUGUAACGUGCCUUUCAAGCCUCGUGAGCCUGAUACAAAGCUCUGCGACCUCGCUGAAGUUGCUGUCAAGCGCGGCGCUGAUUGGCGCAUGCUUGUGUGGUCGAAUGUCACUGAACGUACACAAAAUCACGAGGUGCGGGACCUUAUUAAUGCGCUGCCACCACCCCAAGAGAACGGCCCUGCACGUUUUGUUUACGACGAUCGUCUGCCAUACGCGACGUCGUCACAUCACCAAAAGUCUGUCAUUGUACGCAAAGGACGUGACCUUGUGGCGUACGUGGGUGGCGUGGAUCUGACUAAUGAUCGUUGGGACACUCUUGAACAUGAUCAAGCUCAACUUCGUGAACAGACGGGCAUUAAAUGCCUGUGGAACGGCUGGUUGGACGCCCAUGCACGUAUUGAAGGUCCUGCUACGAAAGACGUAGCGUGCAACUUUCUGGAUCGUUGGAAUAUGACAACAAAACCGUGCCAGGAUCUUAUGGAUGAUAUCUUGGACUUUGAAAACCCCGAUUUUUCAAACCUCCCGCCUAUUGGGGAGAGUGAGACACCUUUGGAGAUUCCUAGGGAUGGAAGUCAUGCAGUGCAACUUUGUCGCACGUUCAGCCCUGAAUACCAUCACUAUGACUUUGCACCGCAAGGUGAACAGUCGAUCUUCCACGCUCGUAUCAAGGCAAUCCGUAAUGCACAGAACUACAUCUUCAUUCAAGACCAGUAUUUCAUUCUAGUGCCACAGCUCCUGGAGGCUAUCAUGGACAUGAUGCCGAGCAUUGAACGUCUUAUUGUCAUUGUGCAGCGCACAGUUGAGGCUGGCUACACUGGCUACGCCAAGUACCUGUACGACAUGGUGGCUCCUAUCCAGAAGGCAUUUCCGGACAAGUUCAAGCUGUACUCGACCAAGGAGUCAAAAGAGUUGUAUAUACACAGCAAGCUGGUGAUCAUUGACGACGUUUACGUCUCGUUGGGAUCUGCUAACUGGAACCGCCGCAGCAUGACGAGCGACUCGGAGAUCGGCAUCAACGUCGUGGACACGGAGCACGUGCAGUCGCCCGAUAACAUCACGGUGAACAAGUUGGCGCGCAACUUCCGUAUCCAGAAAUUCAUGGAGGCGACCAAGCAGACGUACGACGAGCUGAACGCCAUGACGUUCCUCGAGGCGUGUGACGCUCUGGAAGCUGCUGCCCACGACGACGGAUCGAGCCUGAUUGAGCCUUAUUCUGUCAUGGAUAAGGCGGGUUUUGACUUUGUGCCGGACGCUCUGCGCCAGGUCGUUGAUCCCGAUGUCGAGAGCGACAACUAA
Molecule: messenger RNA, 1461 nt
Organism: Peronospora farinosa
Lineage: Eukaryota; Oomycota; Peronosporomycetes; Peronosporales; Peronosporaceae
Source: the annotation of a GenBank genome assembly